AUGUGGGAGGAGGGUGGAUUCAGGAGCCACGAAGGAGGGGCCUUGAGGGGCUCGAAGGCCAAGGUGCUCAUCGAGGAGGAAGAAGAGGGCAUGUCAGAGAAGCACCGGGGCCUUGCUGGCCAUCGUGAGGGCUCAGCUCUCACUGAGUGCCUCUGGGAACUGGACACGGGCGUGGUGGACACAGGGACUCCCGGGACACGGCGGCGGGAGCAAAAGCAGCUCGGGAGGAGGUGGGAGCCGGGAGGGGUGCGGGAUGUGGGAGCCCCGGCUCUGGACAGCAAGUCCCGUCCCAGCCGCUGGAGAGGCCCCAGAAGCGGGGCCGCACGCUUCCCUGCUGUCCUCAAAGCUGCGCUCGGCACUCCGCGUCCCCUGCCGGACGGCACCCUCCCAGGCGAGUUCUGGUGUUGUGGCCGCUGGGGUCCCUUCCUGCUGUCCGCGUGCAAGGCCCUUGCUGGUGGGCCGUGUGGAAGGCGCAGGCACACGCCUGCCCGAGGACGGUCCCCGGACGCGGUGGGAGCGCUCACCGUGCAAGCCGGCCCCACGGCGCCCGCUGCCUCCGACCCGCCCGCGCCCCGUGCAGCAGGCUCUGUUCCUGUGGCAGAUGAGGGGACUGGGCACCGAGAGCUGGGGGGCCACACGCAGCUGCUGUCAGGGCUGGGCUGCCCCAGGGACUCCGCCGAUGCUUUGGGAACCAUCACUGCAGUGCCUGUCACGGGUCCUCAGGUCAGCUCCUUGCAGAGGUUGGCCGGACAAGGAGCGGCCGUGCUACCUCAGGUUAGGCCAAAGACUCUGAUUCCAGACAGCCUCCCCGUCACCCCAGGCCGGGACCGGCCACCCAAGCAGCCCCCCACGUUCCAGAAGGCCACCGUGGUCAGCGUCAAGAACCCCAGCCCGGCCCUCCCCACCGCCAACAACACCGUGAGCCAUGUGCCGACGCCCAGCAGCCAGCCCCAGGCCCUCGCCGAGUCCUCGGCCAUCACCUCCCCGCUGAGCGGCGCCGGGGUGGCCUACGCCAUCAUCUCCACCGCCCCCAGCAAUGCCACCGCCAUCGCCCCCAGCACCGCCGUGUCUGUGGUCAGCGACAGCGUCGUGGUCCAGCCCCUCCUCAUCAGUGCCGACAAGAAGGUCAUCAUCAUCCAGCCUCAAGCGCAGACGCAGCCCGAGAGCACGGCGGAGCCGCGGCCGCCCACGGAGGAGCCAUCUCAGGGAGCUCAGGCCACCAAAAAGAAGAAGGAAGACCGGCCCCCGAGCCAGGAGAACCCCGAGAAAAUCGCCUUCAUGGUAGCUCUUGGCCUGGUCACAACGGAGCACUUAGAAGAAAUCCAGAGCAAGCGCCAAGAGCGGAAGAGAAGAAGCACAGCCAAUCCCGCCUACAGCGGCCUCCUGGAGACCGAGAGGAAACGGCUGGCAUCCAACUAUCUCAACACCCCCCUGUUCCUCACAGCAAGAGCCAAUGAGGACCCCUGCUGGAAGAAUGAGAUCACCCACGAUGAGCACUGUGCCGCCUGCAAGCGAGGGGCCAAUCUGCAGCCCUGCGGCACCUGCCCGGGGGCCUACCACCUCAGCUGCCUGGACCCGCCCCUCAAGACCGCGCCCAAGGGCGUGUGGGUGUGUCCCAAGUGCCAGCAGAAGGCCUUAAAGAAAGACGGUGGCGUGCCCUGGUCCGGGAUGCUGGCCAUUGUGCACUCCUACGUCACCCACAAGACAGUCAAGGUAGAGGAGAAGCAGAAGCUGCUACAGAGAGGCAGCGAGCUACAGAGCGAGCUCCGGCAGCUGGAGGAGUGUGACCGGCGCCUGGCCUCGGCAGUGAAGAAAUGCCUAGAGCUUAAGACGAGCCUGCUGGCCCGGCAGAGGGGCACCCAGACAUCCCUGGACCGCCUGCGGGCCCUCCUGAGACUGAUACAGGGCGAGCAGGUGCUGCAAGUUGCCAUGACGACCACCGGCCCCGCCCCGCUGCUGGCCGGGCCCUGGACCAAGCCCUCGGCAGCAGCCAUGCACCCCGCCCUCCAGCAGCCCCAGGGGCACAACUGACCCCGAGGGACCGGCUUCACACCCACGGAAGGUUCCUGGGACCCCCGCUCACCAGACCUGAGGGUUCUGUCCGCCUUAAUUCAUAAACACUAUGAAUUUCAGACGAAACUAAAACCAGACCGAGAGAGAGAGAGAGAGACGGAGGAAAGAAGGGGAGAAGGAACCGGGACGGGUUGGGAUGCAGUCCUACCCUCCACGUGCGGACGGGACCCCAGGAGGCCAGGUGGGCGCGAGACGGCCGGGCGCACAGUCGGUCCCCCGGCCGUUGGGGGGCUGGCCCGGGCCCCUGGCUUCCAGGCACAGCUGUCUCCCCGGCCUCGUGCUGCCCCCGGGGGAGAGAAGGGCAGAGAGAGGUUGGGAGGGGAGCCGGGGACCUAGCUGAGUAGUAGGGGUAGUUGGGACGAGCAGUGGGUAGCGAAUCUAGGUAGGGGCUCAGGGCUCGAGGCCGCAGGGCUCCAGCGCCUUCUGGAUCGCGGGCCCUUGUCAGUCAGUAUUAUUAGCAUAUUAAGAGUCACAGCUGUUGAACUUGAAAGAAACUACACUGUGGGUCCCUCCAGGGACGCUGCGGUACCCACCUGCCAGGGUCCCCGCGUGCCCCCGAGGCUCCUGCCCUUAGCUGACCGUUUGGACUCCUUUUGCCACCGAUGUGUUUUUCUCGUGGAGUUUUCUGGGCAAGAUGGGGCUGCAGACACGCAGGGGAGGCACGUGGCAGGUUUUCUGCUUGGGGUUGAACCCUUCAACUUACGACCGAAGCCUUUUCCGUUCUCCCCUCGAAGAGCCGAUCAAGUGUUCCACUCCUCUUUUCUUGCCAGUACAGACACUAUGCCAAAAAAUAACUUUACAUUUUUGUAUGGCGUUUUUAUUGUAAGCUAUUUAAUGUGAAGGGGGGGGGAUGCUUGCUGACUUCUCUUCCCGCUUACGGUAGUCUCAGCUGCAAGGUACGAAUGCAAAAGCCCUUCCUCGGGGGACUCCCAACCU
Molecule: messenger RNA, 3009 nt
Organism: Panthera uncia (snow leopard)
Lineage: Eukaryota; Metazoa; Chordata; Mammalia; Carnivora; Felidae
Gene: PHF21B
Product: PHD finger protein 21B
Exons: 16
Coding region: 1-2031 (676 amino acids)
Source: RefSeq, a predicted model, not a curated record